This is a messenger RNA of Phalaenopsis equestris, 2540 nucleotides long. Its product is annotated as ent-kaur-16-ene synthase, chloroplastic-like. The record is from RefSeq and is a predicted model, not a curated record. Gene Ontology annotation, molecular function: magnesium ion binding; terpene synthase activity. NCBI's taxonomy places the organism in Eukaryota, Viridiplantae, Streptophyta, Magnoliopsida, Asparagales, Orchidaceae. Gene Ontology annotation, biological process: diterpenoid biosynthetic process.
AUGAGGUGGGCGGAUGAAGUUGGAAAAGGAAGAGAAUUCAAUUUCGUCAAUCCUACGGAAGAGACUAAGGAGGGUUGGAGUCAAGGGAAACAUCUCGCCGCUAAAAUGUUUUCUAAUGCUGUUUCUUCGGUUGGCUGUUUCCUUGGCGUGGGAAGGUCCCGUGUUUAUACGCACGCUUUCGAUAGGAACUCUGUGGUCAAUGCAGGCGGGCAUCAAGUGAUUUUGGAUAAUAGGCAAAAUAAUAUUAUUAGUUCCGAUGAUCCAAUUGUGAAUUCCUUAAGCUUCUUGGAAAAAAAAAGGGAGAAGCUACUAGCAGUUGAACUCUCAAUAUCUGCUUAUGAUACUGCUUGGGUUGCAAUGGUCCCAUCCUCAUCAUUUCCUGGAGCUCCUUACUUUCCUAAAUGUAUUGAUUGGAUAAUGGAUAACCAGCUUUCUGAUGGUUCGUGGGUCCCCACACAUCAAAAGCCUUCUAUUGCUAAAGAUGCUUUGUCAUCAACUUUGGCUUGUGUGCGACUUAGGCGAUGGAAUGUUGGUGAGGAGUAUGUCAAAAAAGGCCUCUCCUUCAUUGAAUCAAAUAUCUCCUCUAGUAUGAAUGAGCAACUACAAUCACCUAUUGGCUUUAGUAUUAUAUUUCCAGGUAUGAUCAACUAUGCAAUAGAAAUGGGGUUGGAUCUUCCAUUGAGGGAAAAUGACAUAUAUGUAAUGUUUUCUAUGAGAGAAAAAGAACUUAGAAGAGAGGUUGAAAUAAAUUCUAUAGGAAGCAAAGCAUACCUUGCAUUUGUUGCUGAAGGACUCAUUGGCUUGCCAGAUUGGAAAGAGGUUAUGAGUUACCAAAGAAAAAAUGGUUCACUCUUUAACUCCCCUUCAACAACUGCUGCUGCACUUUGCCACAUUCGAGAUGAUAAAUCCCUUGAUUACUUGAGUUCUAUUUUAGAGAAGUUUGGCUGCUCAGUUCCAACAACCUACCCACUAGACAUACAGACUCAUCUUUCGAUGGUUGAUAAAGUUGAAAGGCUUGGAGUUUCGUUACAUUUUAUUCAUGAUCUAAGGAGAUUUUUGGAUAGAGCAUAUAGAUGUUGGGUGGAUAAAGAUGAAGAAAUUUAUGCAAACAUAGCUACCUGUGCCAUGGCAUUUCGAAUUUUACGUAUGAAUGGAUAUGAUGUCUCUUCCAAUGCUUUAGCUCAAUUUGCUGAUGUGAAGCAAUUCAAGAAUACACUCCAAGGACAUAUGCGAGAUUUAAAUGCUAUUAUUGAGCUAUAUAAGGCUUCACUGGUUCAAAUCUCACCAGAGGAACCAGUUCUAAAGAAAUUAAAUGCUUGGGUGACUCAUUUUCUCAAAGAAGAAUUGAAUACUAAUGCCAUCCACUCACUAGAUGUUUUACAAGAGGUUGAUUAUACUCUGAAAUUUCCCUUUUAUGCAAGUUUGGAAAGGCUGGAGCAUAAAAGAAAUAUUGAACACUACAAGUUAGAUAAUUUUCAUAUGCUCAAGACAUCAUUUGUGUCUAGCAUGAAUAACAAUGAGCUUUUGAUGCUUGCCGUGAAUUCAUUCAGAAGUUCUCAGUUGAUAUAUAAGAAAGAACAUCAGCAUAUUGAGAGUUGGAUUAAAGAAAGCAAGCUGGAUCAACUCAAAUUCUGUCGCCUAAAACAAACAUAUUGUUAUCUCUCUGCUAUUGCUACCUUAUUCUCCUCAGAACUGUCAAGUGCUCGCUUAUGUUGGACCAAAUCUAGUACGCUAAUUACUAUAGUGGAUGAUUUUUUUGAUGGUGGUGGUUCAUCUGAAGAACUAGCAAAUUUUAUCAAGCUAGUUGAAAAAUGGCAUGAAAUUCAUGAAAAAGACUUCUACUCUGAAAAUGUGAAGAUCAUAUUUUUAGCUCUAUUCAAUACUGUUAAUGAGCUUGGAGCAAAGGCUUCUCUCUUCCAAAAUCGCGAUGUCACCAAACAUAUUAUUAAAAUGUGGCAAGAUUUGUUGAAAUCCACGAUGAAAGAAGCUAAUUGGAUAGAGAAUAGCACGGUGCCUACUAUUGAUGAAUACAUGACUAAUGCCAUCAUAUCAUUUGCUUUGGAACCCAUCAUUCUACCUACCAUCUAUUUCAUUGUGCCAGAGCUUUCAGAGAACAUCAUUGGGUCUUCAGAAUAUUACAAUUUAUUCAAACUUGUCAGUAAAUUUGGUCGUCUUUUCAAUGACAUUCAUGGUUUUGAGACUGACAUAGCAGCGGGGAAAAGAAAUAGCUUGUGGCUGCUUGUUCACCAUGGAAAUGGCUCUAUUUCCGAAGAAGAUGUCAAAAAAGAUAUGUUGAGUUUGAUAGACUCCACAAGGGCUGAAUUGCUUGGGCUGGUUCUACAGAACGUGGGGAGCGUGGUUCCAAGAGCAUGUAAAGAAGUAUUUUGGAAGACGUGCAAAACACUGCAGAUUUUUUACAGAAACAACGAUGGAUUCUCAUCACCGACGGAAAUGGAUGGGGUUGUGAAUGCUGUUAUUUAUGAGCCUUUGAAGGGGAGCCAUCAUUUCGAAUAUGAUGCAUAGAAGAAUCAUAUUACUUG